This is a messenger RNA of Agrilus planipennis (emerald ash borer), 2218 nucleotides long. RefSeq names its product glycine-rich protein DOT1-like. The record is from RefSeq and is a predicted model, not a curated record. The transcript has 4 exons. Lineage: Eukaryota; Metazoa; Arthropoda; Insecta; Coleoptera; Buprestidae. The coding region runs from base 1474 to 2217 and encodes 247 amino acids.
AUGACCGUUUCAUUGAAUAAUCCUUCACGUACUGAGGUUUCUAUAAAUAUGUAUGUAACUUCAGUGGGUUCAUCCCGUAUACUAUUCAAUGUUCUUUUCGACGAUUCGCAAUUUUUACGAAAAUGGAUAAAUCUAAUUUUUGUCUUGGUUUACUUUAUUCAAUUUGAACCUUACAACAUUGUGCGAGAGUACAGGGACGUAGCCAGCUCUUUUUUUUAGUGGGGAAAGGGUGGGUCACCCUCAAAGCGCCUCGAGUUCCGUGCACGAAACGUAAGUAAUUUAGGAAUCAUAUUCUGGAUAAUGUAAUAGAUAUAUAUUUCUUCAUCAUUCGAUAAAAAUAAAUCAAUAAUUUUGCAUCAGGAAAAAUAUUUCAGGUUACGUCAAGUUAAAUAUUACAUGGUGGAUAAGCGCAUGUGCCAGAACUUUGAAUCGAUAAUGGGACCUACCCAAAGCUGCUUACGUCCCUUUGAGGGUUGUAUUGAAAGUAAUGCAACCAUAAGUUUUCUAUUAGGUUAGAAAAUGUUUCUCUGGAAAGACUUCAGUGAAUUUGAACAUAAAGGAAAGAGUUCCCACUAAAUUAUUGAAACCUGAGAGUUGCACAAACCCAUCUGCAUCGGGCAUAAGAAAGAACGCAUCUCAGAGAAAGGCUUUCUUCCACUUCUAAUUCCGACAAUCCAAUCUAAUUCAACCCCUUCGGUAUAAAUACGCGAUUUUAGUGGUAUCGUCCAUCAGUUUUCGUUUUAUUUCUCGAUCAUACACACUAGUUAUUACCACUCUUAAAAGAUGAAGGUAAGUUUAAUACAGUGAAGUGUAAAAGUGAUUGGUGAAAGUAUUACAAACUUGUGUGAAUCACGGUGUAUCAUUGCAAAAAUGGUUUUUACUUUCGUUCAAUAAAUAAUGCAAUAAUAAUGAUAGUAAUAGUAAAGUUCUAGUUCAAGGAAACUGUACAUUCUCUCUCGUAAAAGAAAUUUAGAUAUGAAUGAAUACUAUUAAUUACAUUAUAUGGAAGAUUUUUGGUGAACAAAUAAUUAUCUUAAGGAUUUUCAGACAAUUUUGGCUGCAGCCCUUUUGGGCCUGAUCGCUGGUGUACAGUCCUUUCCAGGGAUAGCCGACUGUAAGUAUUUCUAGGACAAAAUACAAUCUAAGAUUCGAUCUUGUUUGUGUUAAAAAAAAAUAAAAAAAUAACUACCUACUCAAGCUGUAAACAUAAAACUUGGACAGAAUCAUCUACUUGUGACGUAAAUGUUUAGUUCUUUUUGAAAUUCAACCCCUAAGAGGAUAAUGCGGAUAAACUUCCAACAAUGAGUUAUUUUCUCGACGCGUUUCGAAUUAAUUUUUUGACACUAAAACGCUAAUGCGAAGGAAGGUUAUCUCAUAUAAUUUAUUGGUAGAAAACAUCUUAAGUUAUAUAAACUUUUGGAAGAAGCGUCAGUAGUUCGGUGUCAGAAUGUCCUCUUGCCACGCGGUAGAUCCAUGAUCGAUUUUCGUUCAAUGCAACAACAUUUUCCGUCACUUAUUGUUAGGCAAAACUGGUUGGAUUUCUGUGACACGCAUAAGUACUUAAAUAAUAUUUUCAAGUUCAUUUCAUUGUCACCUUUAGCUCAUAUUGGAUCAGGAGGUCUUGCCCUUAUAGCGAGUAGCGGUGGUGGCUUCGGUGGUUCCCAUGACAGUUACGGUGCCUCCUUGUCUUCCGGUGGUGGAGACGGUCAUUCAUUCGGAGGUGGAUACGGAGGUGGUCAGACAAUCUCUUUUGGUUCUUUAGAAGGUCUUGGAGGACAUUCUUCAGGUGGUCUUGGUGGUUAUUCCGGCGGUGGUGGAGGUCAUGGAGGUAGCGGAGGAGACGGCGGCUUCUCUGGAGGUGACCAUCACGAAGGAGUGAGCAUUGUGGGAUUAGGCGAAGGAAAAGGAAGUUCUUUUGAUCUCACCGGUGGCAAUUCCCAUCAUGGUAAACUUUUCGGAGGUACUAUUAUUUCUUCUGGUAAACACGAAGGUGCAGCUCAUGCCCAACAAGCUAUAGGGUCCGGUGAUUUGGGAGACGAACACCAAUUACUUUCUGGAGCCGGACAUGGUCUUUCAGGGGGUGGUCACGAAAUUUCCAGCGUUUUAGCUUCAUCUGAUUGGUCUUCAGGAGGUCUCGGCGGUGGUCAUGGUGGUCUUUCUCUGGGCGGUGGUCACGGAGGUGGCGGAGAAUACAUCAUACACUCCGAUUUCCACUAGU